Molecule: messenger RNA, 7661 nt
Organism: Chrysemys picta bellii (western painted turtle)
Lineage: Eukaryota; Metazoa; Chordata; Testudines; Emydidae
Source: RefSeq, a predicted model, not a curated record
AAUCGCAGUUAAUGCGUACGAUUAACUCAAAACAAAUUAAUGUUUUUUUUUAAUGAGCGUUAAUAACACACCAGGAUGCCGUGCUAGGGGACGCCGCUGCAUGGCUUCUGGGCAGAGUAGCCCCUUCUCCAGCUGGUCCGGUCCACAUCUGCCUCAGCCUCCCUUUCCUCCCCUCCCUGGAGACGCCCCAGGCCAACCUGCUCUGGACUGGGAGCCUGCCUCUUGUGUGCUGCGCAGAGUGGGGGCAGCGAGGCUGAUGUCGGCGUGUCCCCCUAUCACCACCCAUGUACCCAGCCGCUGCUGAGCUGGGAUCAGGGUAAAGUGGGAGCCUGUCUGAUGCUGGCUCAGGAGUGAAUGCUGCCGACAGCAGCUGCUACUGGCUGAAAAAGGAUUCAGGCCCCUGAGUGCUCUGCUUAAAGAGAGAAUUCUCCCUCCCCACACUUCCCCCUCAACACCAAAAAUAUUUAAAUCAUGUUAUUCUAUUAUCGUUUAACAGUACGAUUGAAACUGCAAUUAAUCACAGACUAUUGUUUUAUUUUUAUGAUUAAUUGUGAUUAAUUUUAUUAAUCGUUUGAUAGCCCUAAUAUAGAUGCUUAUUGGUGACAUGUUAAUUCAUAAUGUAAAAUUCAGGAGCACAAUAUUAAUUCAGAAAGCAGCAGGGAGUUUUGUAAUCUUGCCUCGUUAGAUGGACAAACAUUUAAGAAAAGGCAAUGAACUAGAGAGAAUUAAGCUUUUAGGGGAAUCAGUGUUUGUUGGGACAGUUAUAGAGUAUCUAUUUUAGAUGUAAGUCUUGCUGAUUUAUUUCUUGGAUGUAUAACAUGCUAAGGUCUUCUAGAUGCAUAUUCAACUUUUAAAAACAUGAAAAACUUGUCAUAAUUAAACUUCGUAUUCAGGUAUUAGAUUUGAGAUGUUUGCUUUGUCUUCAGUAAGUUAAAAUACUGUUGAGAAAUAUCAUUUUUUGCAAGAUAGGACAUGCACUGUAAGAGAUUCAUAUUGCUGUAUUUCUCUUACCAUGUAGCAGAAUUGCAUUCUUUGUCAUACACAGAUUUAUGUAUGCUGGUCUUUGGGCAACUGCCAGCAGCUGGUCUUUGGUGGUGGUAGCAGCAUGUAGUUCUGUCCACUCUUCUCCCAUAAGAAGAGGAUCCAGGUUAUUCAGCAAUAGUUAUGAACUCCCGGUUACGAGCAUUAGGUGGGAGGAUAAAUAAUAUACGAGCAUCAGAACUACCAAAAGAGAAAACCCGAUCAGAGAUCAUCUGUAAUGUCCACUUUUUGGAUGGCUCAGUACAAAGCUUCAAAGUCAAUAAACAAGAUACUGGUCAGGUUUUGUUGGAUAUGGCCUAUAACCACUUGGGUGUGACAGAGAAGGAAUAUUUUGGUUUACAACAAAGUGAAGAGUCAGUAGAUUCCCCUCGAUGGCUCGAAUCAAGCAAACCUGUUAGAAAACAGCUUAAAGGAGGUUUUCCCUGCACCAUCCAUUUUCGAGUAAGAUUUUUUAUACCUGAUCCCAACACACUGCAGCAGGAACAAACCAGGCAUUUAUUCUUCUUACAACUGAAGACAGAUAUUUUGGAAGGAAGGUUGUUAUGCCCUCUUAAUUCUGCUGUUGUCCUCGCAUCUUAUGCUGUACAGUCUCAGUUUGGAGACCAUAACUCUUCAGUACAUCGUUCAGGAUAUCUCUCAAAUUAUCGUUUCAUACCAGAUCAGAACCAAGAUUUUUUAACCAAAGUAGAGUCACUACAUGAACAGCACAGUGGUCUCAAGCAAUCUGAAGCAGAGUCCUGUUAUAUAAACAUAGCACGAACCCUUGAAUUCUAUGGAGUAGAAUUACACAGUGGUAGAGAUCUACAUAAUCUAGAUUUGAUGAUUGGAAUUGCUUCCGGAGGUAUUGCUGUGUACAGAAAAUUUAUUUGCACAAGUUUCUAUCCCUGGAUGAACAUAUUAAAAAUUUCUUUUAAAAGGAAAAAAUUUUUUAUACAGCAACGGCAAAAACAUAAUGAAUCCAGAGAACAUAUAGUUGCCUUCAACAUGCUAAAUUACAGAGCAUGCAAAAAUCUAUGGAAAUCUUGUGUAGAGCAUCACACGUUUUUUCAGACAAAGUCGUCACUACCUCAUGAAAGAAAGAUAUUGUCCCAUUAUUGGACCUUUGGUUCUAGAAACCCAACAAAGUCUGUAAACAGCCACUACUGCAGAAAAGUCAUAGGUGGGAUGGUAUGGAACCCAACUAUGAGGAGAUCUUUAUCGGUUGAACAUCUAGAGACCAAAAGCCUGCCUUCUCGGUCUCCUCCUGUUACCCCUACUUGGAGGAGUCCUAGACUACGUCAUGAGAUUCGUAAACCACGACACUCAUCUGUAGACAACCUUACAAAUGAGAUUGCCUAUAUUACAGAAACAGAGGAUGUUUUUUACACGUAUAAGGGUUCUUCAACAUCAAAGGACAGUGAUUCAGAGUUCUCCCAGAACCGCAGUCCACGGAGGAGGUCAUCUGAACAAGAAUCACCAAAGAAUGUAUUGGAAAAUAGUCCAACACAGAACUGUCUGACUCAUACCUCACCGAUUGCCUUGUCCCAGUCUCCCAAUGGAGUUGGUAACUUUUCAGGCUCUUAUCCAUUGGAUGGGGUGGACAAACAGUUUUUAGAAACAUAUGACAAUGUCACAAAAGGGAGCUUAACAGAAGAUUCCAGUCUGUACUACUGUGAUAAGAAUGAAGUAAUUGAUGGAGAUUUGCUUUUGGUGCGAAUCACUCCAGAUGAAGAUGGGAAAUUUGGAUUUAAUCUGAAGGGUGGUGUUGAUCAAAAAAUGCCUCUGGUGGUGUCAAGAAUAACUCCAGGAUCAUCUGCUGACACAUGUAUUCCAAAACUGAAUGAAGGUGAUCAGAUAGUGUUAAUCAAUGGUCGAGACAUCUCAGAGCAUACUCAUGACCAAGUGGUAAUGUUUAUAAAAGCCAGCAGAGAAUUGCACACAAGAGAGCUUGCACUUCUGGUCAGGCGGAAAGUUGCCCAACCCUUGGUUGAGACCAAGUCAGAAGAUGAAGCAGAUUCCCAGAAUUUUCUAGAAUCCAUUCUUCGCACGUGUUCAGAGUACGGUGACACACUAGAGGGGUCUAUGGAACAACUGAAGAAAGGGCUGGAAAGUGGGACAGUACUCAUUCAAUUUGAGCAACUUUAUAGAAAAAAGCCAGGGCUGGCUGUUACGUGUGCAAAAAUACCUCAAAAUAUGGACAAAAAUCGAUACAAAGAUGUUCUACCUUAUGAUGCCACACGGAUAAUAUUGCAGGGAAACGAAGAUUACAUUAAUGCGAAUUAUGUGAAUAUGGAAAUUCCGUCAACUGGCAUUGUGAACAGAUAUAUCGCCACUCAAGGUCCUCUUCCACAUACCUGCGCACAUUUCUGGCAGGUAGUCUGGGAUCAUAGGUUAUCGCUGAUCAUCAUGUUGACAACCCUCACCGAACGAGGACGGACCAAAUGUCAUCAGUAUUGGCCUGAUCCACCAGAUAUAAUGGAGUAUGGCAACUUUCGUGUCAAAUGUCAAUCUGAAGAUUGUACUAUUGCCUAUGUUUUUAGAGAAAUGGUGAUUACAAAUAUUGAGACAGAGGAAGAGCACACUAUCACCCAUCUCCAGUAUGUUGCUUGGCCUGAUCAUGGUGUUCCUGAUGACUCCAGGGACUUUUUGGAGUUUGUCACCUGUAUGAGGCCAAAGAGAGUGGAGAAUGAACCGGUCCUUGUUCAUUGCAGUGCUGGAAUAGGCCGCACUGGUGUAUUGGUCACUAUGGAAACAGCCAUGUGCUUAAUUGAAAGAAACCAACCUGUUUAUCCCCUGGAUAUUGUACGAAAAAUGCGAGACCAGCGAGCUAUGAUGGUGCAAACAUCAAGUCAGUACAAGUUCGUGUGUGAAGCUAUUCUUCGUGUUUACAAAGAAGGAUUAGUUCGACCACUGGAUUCCAGUUAGUACAGCUGUGAAAGGAUUAAUUUCAUCUUCUAAAAACACCGGUUGUCAUAAAGCCAGGGUCUCAUUUCUGUAGGUGACUAGAGAAUUCAUCAAAAGCCCAUGGGAAGUCAGAUGAGCACAUUUGAGCUGUGGCACUUUAAAUUUCCAUAGACAAUUACUAAGUCAUGUACAGUAUAUAGAAGACAUGUGUAUAUAUAUAUAUAUAUAUGUGAGCAGUUGUGCAUAAUAUGCAUUAUAUACUUACUGAAAAGAAAUAAUCAAGGAAACUUCAGUACGUAACCUGCAUCUUUUACUGCUGUAAAAACAAGUUUUCCUCUAGAAUUUACUUUAACCCUGGUGUUUACCAUUCUAAACUACAAAAGGAAAACCAGCAGUAUUAAUAAAAAAGUGCCCCAGUUAAUGAGGUAUUGAGUGUCUUCAUCUCCUACUGAAGUCCAUGGGAGUUGAAUGCUAAACACCUUGCAAGAUUGGGACCAAAAUAUUGAAAUACAAAGUAGAGUUGGUCAUAUUAUUUGGUUCCUGGAGGUUUGUCAAACAUUUUACAUAAAUAGAAUGCCAAGGGCUAAACCCUAAACAUGUCCAUUAAGAGCCGGAGUAAUUAAAGAAUUAAGUCCCAUCAACCUGAUUGCAAAUAUGCCGGUUAUACUAAUAAACUUUUGAUAAAUCAAACAUAGCAUACCUGACCCCCAAACUAAUGCUGCUUUGCAGGUUUUAUUGAGAUCUUCCACAGCUUGAAUUUUCCAUUUUCUUGACCUUUCAAUAGUUUAUCUAUUUCCUGUAGCCUCUUCCGCUCUACUCCUUUGCACCCUAAUAUGGUACUUACUUAAUUUCACUAUGUUUUCUUGUGGUUUUUCUCUUUAUAGACUGAAAACAUUUAAACUAAAAGUUAAAGUCUCAUUUAUCUUUGUUUCCCAGUGUAUUUAUUAGUUCUCACAUACAGGAGUGGACUAAUAUUGCACACCAACUGCUAUAUGGCUUACUAUACAUGCAAACUGGCCCAAUCCAGUGUCGGAAAAAAUGUACUACUGAACCUAUUAAACAUGUUGCUGCUAACUCAAGAUGUAAAACUUGCAAGGACACAGAGGCUACUAGUGUUCAGAUGAUAAAACAUUGACUUCAUUGCCAUUCAAUAGAAAUCUUAUUCUAAUUCAGUGGAAUGCAGUAGUGUGAGGUGCCUCUUUCAUGCUUCUUUCCUUUGUAUAAAUGAAAUUAAGUUCAUAUGAAGACUUCUACGUAAAGAGAGAGAAUUUAUGCAUUGCUAAAUAAUUCACCCUAAGGUACAAUGGUCUCAGUUUCAUUUCAAAGGGGAGAAUUGGACUUUCUGAACAAUAUAACCACAAUUGUAUGACAUUAAUUUAUUCUGAAUACGCUUUUUGAUUGUCCUAGAUAAUUCUGCAUUUGUGAAUAGUAUGUUAAUUUUUUAAAAAAUGUUCUAUGAGAUUGUAUAUAAUUCUGUUAUUUAAACAUUCAUUCUAAAUAAGGAAAGUUGUCUAAAAUUUAUAUUGGACAUAUAAGCCAGAUGUUUAUAUGUGUGUAAAAAAAAAAUCUAAUUUUCUCCUAAUAUAUAUAUAUAUAUACACACACACAUGCAUUUUAGAACUAUAAUUUGUAUUAUGAGUGCUGUCAUUUGUAUUUAACAACAGAUUAUUUUAUAGAAACUACUACACCUGGAGAUGCUGCAAUCUUUAAUGACAUCCAAGAGACUUUUUUUCAGAAGAAGAUGGUUUGAAAGCAGGUGUAGUUCAUUCUAGAUCACUCACCCUUCUGGUGUGCAGAUUGGUCCCUUCUUGGAAAUUACAUCAUUAGUCGUAGUUGGUGGGGGAGAGUUUUUUGGUACUUUUCUUUAGUCAAGACGUUCAUACUAGUCAGAACAAAUGGGUUAUAUGGCAGCCUAACUAAUGUGUAUCAGUUGAAGAGUGAGUAGUUUUUCAUAUUCUUUCAAAUAUGCUAUUCAAGAUUUAGCUUGAAUUGGUGCUUGUCAUAUAUUGAACCACUAUUAUCUGGUGGAUUGGGCAUGGACUAGAAUUCAAGAGAGUGGUUCUAGCCCAGAUUCUGAUACUAUUUUGCUUUGACUGUGGCAAGUCAUUUAACCUCUCUGUGCCUCGGUUACCCCAUAUAUAAAAUGGGGCUGCUCGUGCUUAUUACCUUUGUAAAGCGUUUUGGAAAAAACACAUGAAAAAGUACUAUAUAUGUGCAAAUUAUCUGUUGUUGUUAUCCUUAUAAUACAAAACUUUUAGGUGUUAAAAAUUGUUGCUGCUGCUAGACUGGAAAUUUGGCAACUGCAGAAGGCUCAAAGCACUAAAGGAGCCAUAUCUCCCAUCUGAUUCACUGUCAGGAGGUUUCCUUUUAUUAUAUCUUUAGUCCCCUUUGCAUCCAAUCAGCACUUUCAGAAGUAGCACUGCCUCCUCCCCCACUCCCACCCUCCAGGUCCUUGAGAAGAAGUGCUGCUUACAGUUCAUCUUACGGGCAAUUGAUAGUGUGACUGGAGCCCAAAAAAGAAGUGGAGCAAAGAGUCUAAGAGAACAGCAUGAGAACAUUUACAGACUCCCUCGUGGUAUACAUUUGAUUCCUUAAAAUAUUUUAUUAUUUUUAACCUACUUGUGUUCCAGGAGGUUAAUGUAUUUUUGCCACUAGUCAUGCUCCUCUUUAUUGUGUCAACCAUAUGAUGUACUUACCAAAAUGCAAUAAGUUUCUUCCAGUACAUAACUCCAGUAUCUUCCAGCAGUGCUGUACAGCUUUGCCUUAUACGUUAAUGUCCACGUAAUGUUAAGAAUGUAGUCAGAUUUUGCUAUAUAAAGCUUUUCCUGUUUGGUCUGGAUAUCUCUGGAGAAAAGAGUGGAUUUUUAUUUUGAAUUUCUUCAAUUAAUACUUGGAUUCUCAGAGAACAUAUAAGGCACUGAUACCUGCUGUAGCAUUAACUUGAAAUAGCCAUUUAAAAAAGGCAAUUUGAGAAUAUCUGUAAUUAGUCUAUACUUUUUAAGAUCAAAAGAGCAAAUCUUAAUUUGAAAAUUGACCAGUCUACUACUAUUUCACAGUUUCGCUGGGUUUUGCACAUGUACAGUAAGCCUUUUUUUUUUCUUUUUUUUCUUUAAGUGCACAACAUGGGCCUUCGGGGAAUGAAUGCCUUCCUUUUAUCGAAUAAUGUGUGGUGAUUUUGCACUGGAUUAUAAACCUUAAAAUUUGAUCUUGCAACAGAAGCAUAAUAAAUGAAAAGUCUUUUCAACUCUGAUGUUUUUGUCACAAUUGAAUAAAUUUUAGUGAGAUGUGUGGGUAAAUAUAUAUGCAUAUAAUAGUUACUUGAUUAUUAGUAUGAGUUAGGCUCAUACUCACUAAAAUACUUAUCUGCCAGGGUGGAGUAGACAAGUAAAAGGAGAUGCUAUGAAGUCAAGAGUCCAUAUAAGCAUGCUUACCUCAUUUUUUCUUGUUAGUAUGCAGUCAAUUAAUUAAAAUAGUAUAGUACUCAAAAUUCAUAGCUUGGAAAAAAUAGGCCUUAUGUAUUCUUGUCCACUGGAAAAAAGUACUAAUAUUUAUUCUUCUGAAGUAAGAAAGGUAAACUUUAAACCAAAGUAGCUUUAUAUUUGCUACUAAAACAAACCAAAAUGCCUGUUACAAGUGUCUCCAGAAUUUUGUCAAAGGAGCACUACAGAGCCUUGCAUGUGAUGUUCCAUAGCUGUAGUAAGAGUGGCAGAUUUUACAAAUAAAAAUGGUGCCAUAAA